Messenger RNA from Terrapene triunguis (Three-toed box turtle), 8260 nucleotides. RefSeq names its product mediator complex subunit 12L (gene MED12L). Bases 1 to 6075 code for a protein of 2024 amino acids. Gene Ontology annotation, cellular component: mediator complex. Gene Ontology annotation, biological process: regulation of transcription by RNA polymerase II. NCBI's taxonomy places the organism in Eukaryota, Metazoa, Chordata, Testudines, Emydidae. The record is from RefSeq and is a predicted model, not a curated record. Gene Ontology annotation, molecular function: beta-catenin binding; transcription coactivator activity. The transcript is spliced from 42 exons.
AUGGCCGCCUUCGGGCUUCUCAGCUAUGAGCAGAGACCUCUCAAACGCCCCCGGCUGGGGCCGCCCGACGUCUACCCCCAGGACCCCAAGCAGAAGGAGGAUGAACUUACUGCAGUGAAUGUAAAGCAGGGUUUCAAUAAUCAACCAGCCUUCUCUGGAGAUGAGCAUGGAUCUGCUAGAAAUAUUGUCAUUAAUGCCUCAAAGAUUGGCGCUUAUUUUAGCAGCAUAUUAGCAGAAAAGCUAAAACUUAAUACUUUCCAGGACACAGGAAAGAAGAAACCACAAGUAAAUGCCAAAGAUAAUUAUUGGCUGGUUACUGCUCGCUCUCAGAGUGCAAUUCACAACUGGUUCACAGAUUUAGCAGGAAAUAAACCACUGACUACUUUAGCAAAAAAGGUUCCUAUUCUCAGUAAAAAGGAGGAUGUCUUUGCUUAUUUAGCAAAAUAUUCUGUGCCACUACUGCGAGCAGCAUGGCUGAUCAAGAUGACAUGUGCCUACUAUGCUGCUGUUUCUGAAGCUAAAAUUAAAAAACGUCAGGCUACUGAUCCAAAUAUUGAAUGGACUCAAAUCUCAACCAGAUACCUUCGAGAGCAGCUGGCAAAGAUUGCAGAAUUUUAUCAUGUGUCCUCAAACCAAGGCAAUGGCUCCGUAGUUAUGCCUCAAGAGGUGGAACAAGCCCUGAAGCAGUGGGAAUAUAAUGAAAAGUUGGCAUUUUAUCUGUUCCAGGAGGGAAUGCUUGAAAGACAUGAGUAUUUGACAUGGAUACUGGAUGUUCUGGAAAAAAUCAGACCUGCUGACGAUGAACUUCUUAAACUCUUGUUACCGCUAAUGUUGCAGUAUUCAGAAGAGUUUGUUCAGUCAGCCUACCUGUCCCGUCGCCUUGCUUAUUUCUGUGCCAGACGACUAUCUUUAUUGCUAAGCGAUACUCCUAACCUCGUAGCUGCACACUCACCUCAUAUGAUUAUUGGACCAAACAAUCCUCCUUUAGCAGCUCCAAGUCCUACUGCAACAGGUCCUGUGGUGAGCCCGGUACAGCUAGCCUGUUCAGAUUUCUUUUCCUGCCCACAACAUCGUCCACUAGUUUAUGGACUGAGUUGUAUGCUGCAGACUGUAACUCUCUGUUGCCCAAGUGCCUUGGUGUGGAAUUAUUCCACGAAUGAAAGUAAGAGCAUUAAUCCAGGUUCUCCUCUGGACUUACUUCAAGUUGCUCCAUCUAGUUUACCUAUGCCAGGUGGAAAUUCAGCAUUUAAUCAGCAGGUUCGGGCAAAGAUUUAUGAAGUAGAACAGCAGAUAAAACAACGAGGUUGUGCUGUGGAGGUGCGAUGGUCUUUUGACAAGUGCCAAGAAUCAACGGCAGGGGUCACCAUCAGCCGGGUUUUGCAUACACUGGAGGUCUUGGAUCGACACUGUUUUGACAGAUCAGAUUCCAGCAAUUCAAUGGAGACUCUUUAUCACAAGAUUUUCUGGGCAAACCAGAACAAAGAUAACCAAGAGGUUGCCCCUAAUGAUGAAGCUGUGGUAACAUUGCUUUGUGAAUGGGCUGUGAGCUGUAAAAGGUCUGGCAAACACAGGGCGAUGGCUGUGGCAAAACUCCUGGAGAAGAGGCAAGCAGAAAUUGAGGUAGAAAGAUGUGGUGAGUCAGAAGUGCUGGAUGAAAAAGAAUCUAUUUCUUCAGCUUCUCUUACUGGAUCCAGCCUUCCUGUCUUUCAGAAUGUCCUACUUAGGUUUUUAGAUACACAGGCUCCCUCAUUAUCUGACCCAAACAGUGAAUAUGAGAAGACAGAAUUUGUGAAUCUGGUGCUGCUGUUUUGCGAGUUUAUUCGACAUGACGUUUUCUCCCAUGAUGCAUACAUGUGCACUUUAAUAUCGCGUGGAGACUUGUCAGUUACUGCAACCACUCGACCACGCUCACCUACUGGAGAAACUGUGGAUGAACACUAUUCUAAGGACCCUGAUGUGAAAUUGGAGAUUUUUUCUCCAAUGCCUGGGGAGUCUUGUGAGAAUGUCAACUCUUUGUUAGACAGAAGAAUUUCAAUUAACAGUGAGAAGUCAGUGAAGAGGGAAAAACUGAGAGAACUGAUUUUUCCAUCCAGUUAUGACCUCCUUCGCCAUUUGCAAUAUGCAACACACUUCCCUAUACCUCUGGAUGAAUCUUCUAGUCAUGAAUGUAACCAGCGCAUGAUUCUUCUUUAUGGUGUUGGCAAAGAGCGUGAUGAGGCAAGGCAUCAACUGAAGAAGAUUACCAAAGAUAUCUUGAAAAUCCUGAAUAAGAAAAGUACUACUGAAACGGGGGUUGGGGAUGAAGGGCAAAAAGCCAGGAAGAACAAACAAGAAGCAUUUCCAACUCUGGAGACUGUGUUCACAAAACUGCAGCAACUGUCCUAUUUUGAUCAACAUCAGGUGACAUCUCAGAUCUCCAGUAAUGUUCUAGAACAAAUAACUAGCUUUGCUUCAGGUACAUCAUACCAUCUUCCUUUGGCUCACCACAUACAACUUAUCUUUGAUCUUAUGGAGCCAGCACUCAAUAUCAAUGGGCUUAUUGACUUUGCUAUACAGCUAUUAAAUGAACUGAGUGUUGUGGAAGCAGAACUACUGCUGAAGUCAUCCAGCCUGGCAGGAAGUUACACAACAGGAUUAUGUGUGUGCAUUGUUGCUGUUUUACGGCGUUACCAUGCCUGCCUAAUUUUAAAUCCAGAGCAGACUGCACAAGUUUUUGAAGGAUUAUGUGGUGUUGUCAAGCAUGUUGUUAAUCCAUCAGAAUGUUCUUCCCCAGAAAGAUGUAUUUUAGCUUACCUCUAUGAUCUCUAUGUGUCAUGUAGCCACCUGAGAAGCAAAUUUGGGGACCUUUUCAGUAGUGCUUGUUCAAAGGUAAAGCAAACGAUAUACAGCAAUGUACAGCCCUCGAACUCCAACUCGUUAUGGGAUCCAGAGUUCAUGUUGGAUUUUAUCGAGAAUCCCUCUGCUCACAGCAUCAACUACUCAAUGCUAGGCAAGAUCCUGAAUGACAAUGCAGCCAAUCGCUACAGCUUUGUCUGUAAUGCACUAAUGAAUGUGUGUAUGGGGCACCAAGAUGCAGGAAGAAUUAAUGACAUAGCUAACCUUUGCGCAGAGUUGACAGCAUGCUGCACGGUGCUAAGUUCAGAAUGGUUAGGAGUUCUAAAGGCUCUUUGCUGUUCUUCAAAUCAUGUCUGGGGUUUUAAUGAUCUGCUUUGCAGUGUGGAUGUGAGUGACCUUUCAUUCCAUGAUUCACUGGCCACUUUCAUUGCUAUACUGAUAGCCCGGCAAUGUUUUUCUCUGGAGGAUGUAGUUCAGCAUGUUGCACUUCCCUCUCUCCUUGCAGCAGCCUGUGGGGACCCAGAUGCUGAACCCGGGGCGAGAAUGACAUGCCGUCUUCUGCUUCAUCUCUUUAGAACACCCCAGCUCUACCUGUUACCCCAAGCAACGGGGAAGUCAUUCCCAGGCAUUCGCUCUUCUUGUGACCGCCACCUUCUAACCGCUGCUCACAACAGCAUAGAAGUGGGAGCUGUGUUUGCGGUCUUAAAAGCAAUUUUGAUGCUUGGUGAUGCUGAAAUUGGCAGCAGCGGUGUUAACUCUUUGAAGAAUGAGGACUUCACUAUGAGAGGUUUAUUAGAUGACCUUAAUGAUGAUGAAAUUUGGGGUGCCUCACACACACUGAAAUGUGGAAAAGCUAUUUCCAUAGAAACUGCUAGUCUAAGUGAAUAUGCUAGAUAUGUGCUAAGAACUAUUUGCCAGCAGGAAUGGGUGGGAGAGCACUGCUUGAAAGAGCCUGAGAGGUUAUGCACGGACAAAGAUCUUAUAUUGGAUCCUGUUCUUUCAAACAAGCAAGCACAGAAACUACUGCAGCUUAUCUGUUACCCUCAUGGUAUUAAAGAAUGCACAGAGGGUGACAACACUCAAAGGCAACACAUCAAGCGCAUACUUCAGAACUUAGAUCAAUGGACUCUCAGGCAAUCUUGGUUGGAGCUCCAGCUAAUGAUCAAACAGUGCAUGAAGGAGCCUGGUUCUGGGUCUGUGGCUGAAAUGAACAGCUUGUUGGAUAAUAUUGCAAAGGCGACAAUAGAGGUGUUUCAGCAAUCCGCUGAUCUAAACAAUAACUCUUCUAACUCUGGUAUAGGCCUCUUCAAUCCAAACUCUGUUGGAAAUGCUGACACAAGUAAUACAAGACAGAAUGGUAAAAAGACAUUCCUAAGCUCUUCUGAACGUCGAGGCGUAUGGUUGGUGGCUCCCUUGAUUGCAAAACUGCCUACCUCAGUUCAGGGUAGGGUCCUGAAAGCAGCUGGAGAAGAGCUGGAGAAAGGUCAGCAUUUGGGAUCGUCCUCAAAGAAGGAGAGAGAUAGACAAAAGCAAAAAAGCAUGUCUCUUUUGAGUCAGCAACCUUUCCUUUCUUUGGUACUUACUUGCCUUAAGGGACAGGAUGAGCAACGGGAAGGGCUUCUAACAUCACUGCAAAAUCAAGUUAAUCAGAUCCUAAGUAACUGGAGGGAAGAACGAUACCAGGAUGAUGUUAAAGCUAGGCAGAUGAUGCAUGAAGCCUUACAACUACGUCUUAAUUUGGUGGGUGGAAUGUUUGACACUGUGCAGAGAAGCACGCAGUGGACUACAGACUGGGCACUUCUGCUGCUUCAGAUAAUUACUUCAGGAACUGUUGAUAUGCAAACCAACAAUGAAUUAUUCACAACUGUGCUUGAUAUGCUGGGUGUUCUCAUCAAUGGAACUUUAGCCUCUGACCUAUCAAAUGCAUCCCAAGGGGGGUCUGAAGAGAACAAAAGGGCAUACAUGAAUUUAGUGAAAAAGUUGAAAAAAGAGCUAGGAGACAAGUGUUCGGAAAGUAUUGACAAAGUUCGCCAGUUGCUACCUUUGCCAAAACAGACGUGUGACAUUAUCACCUGUGAGCCAAUGGGAUCUUUGAUUGACACCAAAGGAAACAAAAUUGCAGGAUUUGACUCCAUAGAUAAGAAACAGGGUCUUCAAGUAUCAACAAAACAGAAAGUGUCCUCUUGGGAUUUAUUUGAGGGUCAUAAAAAUCCUGCCCCACUCUCCUGGGCUUGGUUUGGUACAGUUCGUGUGGAUAGGAAAGUGAUAAAGUAUGAGGAGCAGCAGCAUCUUCUCCUAUACCACACACAUCCCAAGCCCAAGCCACGAAGCUACUACCUCGAGCCCUUAUCACUUCCUCCAGAGGAGGAAGAGGAAGAGCCUACUACACCCGUUUCUCAGGAACCAGAAAGGAAAUCAGCAGAGCUGUCAGAUCAGGGAAAGCCUACCACAGACGAAGAGAAGAAAACAAAAGGCAGGAAAAGAAAGACAAAAUCAAACUCAAGAGCAGAUGAUGUCUGUAACACUGCUGUAGCUCUUCAAGAAGGCUUUGACAACAUAAUGGGCCAGCCAAUAGAUCAGGCUGCUAUUUUCGCUCAGCAAGUACAUCCUUCUUCCCAGCUUCCACAGUACCCAGGGUUACAGCAGGCACAGACUGUGCCUCAUGGAUACACAAUGUACGGUACUCAGAUGCCUUUGCAACAACAGCAGGCUGGUGGUGUAGUGCUUUCACCCAGCUACAACCCCAGAACGUAUCCAGCAACUCAUUCCAAUCCAGCUCUAAUGGAAAGACUAAGACAGAUGCAACAACAGCCAAGUGGGUACAUUCAACAGCAGGCUGCUGCUUAUAUUCAGCCUUUAACAGGCACUCAGCGACUGACUCAUCAGCCUUUGCAACAGAGUUCCUUGGUUGGAGGGGGACUUGAUACUGUACCAACCACAGCUCCUCACCCAAACCUUAACUCGGUACAGCUGCCUCAGGAACAGAUGAGACAGAGACAACAGCAAAUUCGACAACAGCGACUCCUUCAGUUGCAGCAGCAGCAGCAGCAACAGGGUCAACAGCAGGCACUUGGUCUCCAAGCAGUGCAACCACAGCAGCCUUUGUUUCCAAGACAAGGUUUGCAGCAGACACAGCAGCAACAGCAGACGGCUGCUUUAGUCAGACAACUCCAAAAACAGCUCUCUAGUAACCAGCCACAACAAGGGGUGAACCAAUAUGGGCAUUCUUCACACUUCUGAAUCUGGAAGGUGGGAUCAAGAUGUAGUGUUAUGUUUGCACUGAAGAAAAAUCAAAAUUCAAUGCACUAGUUAUUGCUAGAAAGCAAAUUUUUAAUUUUUUUCUCUUUAAUUUUUUCAAUAUGUAUUUUUUGUGCUGCAAUUGAUGUGAAUAUGUAACAAAGUGAAAGAUUUUUUUUUUUUUUGCAUUUAACUGGAAUUAAAUGUAUGAUUUGUGGGCCUAUUUAAAGAACACAGUUGUUGCAAAGAAUUUGGUGCUUUUUAGGGUACUGUUACUUUAAAAGGGUUAAAGAAUGGAUUUAUUUAUUUGUGGGAAACAUAUUUUCUUUUUUUAAGAACUGCACUGGACCAAACGACUGAUUUGAAAGGCACUUCCGAUUUUGGCAUAAAGAUUGAUUUGUUCAUUAAAGUGUUCUCCUUCGUUCUUCAACAGUAAAAUGAGUGUUGAUUUAAAUCAUAUUAAUUUUGACUGUUUGUAAUUUUCAUAAGCACUUUAUAAAGUUCUUUGUUUAAAAGUACCCAAUUUUCUCUUGCUUUCAUUGUGGAAAGAAGGUGCUGAAGUGGGUUUCUUGCUUGUAUUAGAACUUCCUAAGAUUUAUAUAAAAAGCCACAAUGUAACAAUAAUAAAUCUACUAGAAGUAGCUGUGCUUCACAUUUUUCUUUUUAAUGCAAAGUUCAUUGGCAGUGAACCUUGUGAGGGUACAAAAUGUGGUAACAAAGCCCUGAAUAUCCACAACAGAUUUUGCUCUAAAUCCAUUUAGGGCCUGAACCAAGUCCUGUUGAAAUCUGAUGACAAUCUUUCCAUUGACUUCAACGGGAAUUGGAUCUCUGGGUCUCGUGCUAGGUUCAACAAAAGUCUCUUUCCAGCUUUUGCCCUUUGGAAGCUUGUGCCAGGCUAGAAAAGCCCCCCCAAAUCACUUUUGCUGUUUCUGUAGUGCUCUAGCUGGGCCUCAUGUCUAUUGACCUUGACCUAAAUGAGUUCUUCCUCUAAUAGAUGUAUUUAUUAUUUAUUUUGUAUGGUAAGUACUUAAAAUUUUGAAUUUAAUUCUUAAUGUUGGGUGAUAGUCUUGGUUGUGUAAUGCAUACUGCAUUUAUAAAUUUGGUGCAAAAGCACAAGUUAUACAUUACAUUUAUUAUAAAGAGAUAUAACUAUUUUAACCUUGUUCAAGUAUGUGGUAUAUUUGCUCAUAUUAGAGUAAAAAAAUCAGAAUAAAUUUACUAUGGGUUCAUGUAAUUUAAGAGUUACUCCAUAUGAUUUUUUUUUUAGAAUAAGAUGCACAAAUUUUGAAUGUGAAACAUGCAGGGCAUUUCAAAAUAUAUGGGAAUUUUGUUCUCAUGUUCUGUAUUAACUCAUCUUUUCAUUUGCCAUAAUAUAAGUGUACUGUUUGGUAUCCUAGUCAGACUUACAUUGAAUAGAAAAGAGUCAGCACUCAGCAAACAUUGUAGUACUGUAUGACACCACAGAUCAUUAAAUUUUUAUAAACAGUUUAGUGUGGAAAAUCAUAAUAUCAAUAAUUUGUAUCUAAUUCUGACUUCCACACUGCAAAGUCUUACCCAUACAAGCAACCAGUAGGAUGGGUCAGCAUCUUUACUGAAAUAAAAUUCUUGUGAACUGCUUUGUACAUUGUGAAAAUUAUUUAGCUCAAAAAUUCUUCACUUGACCAUCUCAGCUUGUACAGACCUUUAUCAAAACAGAAAGGCCACUCAUUCCACUAAAUGAAUAGGUUGUCUGUUUUGAAAAGUUAACAUAUACCUGUACAUUUAUUUUCUUCUUUUUUGUACAUUAUUUCAAAAAAAGCCUGAUGCAAGUUGAUAUCCCUGUCCUUUCAGGUGACUGCAUAUUACUAGAAUAGUAUCCACCACAGAAAAGCAGACUUAAGACCAGUUUCUGUCCUCAGCCACAUACAUACAACACCACUCACUGCAGUGGGGCAUCGUGGUUUUAGCUGAGGGCAAAACCUGGAGGUGCAUGUUUACUUAGUAGAAUUUGUUUGUUUACAAAUUAAUGGCAUUGAAAGUGUCAGAAGCAAAACACAAUUUUAACUUUAAUUUUCUUUCGGAGCAAAGAUUUAAAACUGUGUUAAACAAAAAUAACCCAGAUUACCGUCUAAUCAACUUCAGUGGUCCUUGGGGACCUAGGCUACGUCUUCACUACGGAGGGGGGUCGAUUUAAGAUACGCAAAUUCAG